UGCUAUCCUGUUUCGCGGUACUGCAGCAUUCGGCUUUCUCUUCUUGGUUAUAACUGUACCCACCCCUGCUGACAUGAUGUUCAAUCGUCGUUUCUGGGCAGAUCGCAGCUUUUAGGCGCUUUUUGUUCAAAUCUUUAAUCGUUAAUUACUGGAAAACAAAGCCGCAAACGCUAUUUCGUCGUAUUUGAUUUUCGUCUUAUUUUGAUCCUUAGCAUCACCCCUUAAAAAAUCUCCCAUCUGUUGUCAAACACCCUGUAUAGUCACUGGUCAGAGCAUACAGUACCAAAAACGAACAGCACACUGUUGGAAAUAAUAGUCGCACUGAUUGUGAGAGGGAAAAAAUUUGACGAAAUUAAUUCUUAAAACUGAGUUACACGAUGUAAACUGAUCGAAGUUUCGCAUCCUGUCACUAUUAAGCACUCGAUACAACUGCUCGGACGUAAGUCGAAAAUCGAAAACUUAUUUAGUCUGAUGAAAGGAGCACGAAUAGCAAAAUAUCUCAUUACAUUAUUAGAUCAACUAUACCUAGAACAUAUCCUGCAAAACACACAACAGCCUUUUCUUUUGUGCUCCUCAGAAACGACACUUGUUAGACUGAGUUAUCUUGGAAGAACAUGUAUUUCAGCAAAAGCAGUUAGGCAAAGGGAUAAUCCUUUAUUCCCCAUGGGAAAAUAUAUCAAUGACAGAAAAAACCGGAUGUCCGCAAUUGGAUUUUCAUCUUUUGAAUACCGCGGAAGCACGCAGCUGGCGAGGGAACGAAAGGGUGCUCGAUAACAGGUAAUUGAGCGAUUGCGAAUGAAUAAAGUAUGAGCCGAAAAGCUUGGUGCCGUGACAGUAUGAGAACAAUAAGAGCAAUAGACUGUUCCUCGAUCUCCUCGAGAACAUUACAAGAUGAAGACGUCGAAACACAAGGAUUUCGCUUACGCGAUGACCCCGUUGAAGAUCCUAUCGUGGCCCGUGGGCACUUGGCCUCUUCAGGACUACAACGUGUUCUCCUUCGUGCGUUUCUUUUGUACAAUCUUCUUUCUGGUACGUGUUUCUACAUUUAUCAAGCCAAUUCUAAAUUCUACCCCAAACAGUGUGAAUACUUUGCAGCUGUUAACGCUGAUCAUCGUAUACGCGGAGGUAUAUUUGGAUCAUACCGACGCCGACGAGAAUAUGUAUGCUUUAAUGUUAAUUAUUUGUGGCAUCCUAGCACUGUCGAAAGUGACGUAUUUCCGCAUUCAUUCUACAAGAUUAAUUUUCAACUUCGUCUCGGCCGUGAAGGAUUACAACGAGCAGAACGAUGAAAAGAAACGAAGAAUCAUGCGACACCACGCUUACAUGAGCAGAGUAACGUUUAUCAGUCUGAUGCUUGCUGCUAAUGUCUGCUCGUUGAUCCUCAGUGCUCUUCCUGUGCUAUCCAGAGACGAGGAUACGAUUAAUAUGACUUUAGCAGAUACAUUAAAAUAUCCUCUACCUUCAGAGAACAUUUUAACGCUGUUACAAUUGCCAGAAUAUCUGUACCUGCCAGUUUUCCUUACCGAGUACAUAAUCUUGUUGGUCAUCAGCGCGGGUAAUCUUGGCAGCGAUUUAUUGUUUUUUGGUAUCGUCUUUCAUCUGUGUGGUCAAGCGGAGAUAUUGAAAAUGGAGUUUAACAAGAUCCUCGAUGAGAAUAGUAAAACUACGAAGCAAUUUCAUUCGUUAAUCAAAAGGCACGGUUACUUGUUAAAUCUGAGCGAGAUGUUGAACGAAACGAUCAGCUCAAUUUUGAUCGUACAACUAUUAUCCAGUAUCAUACUUAUUUGUGCGUGUGAAUUUCAGUUUAUUCUCGCGCUGCAGGAAAAGAAUAUCGUGAUGGUGACGAGAUCAACUACCACAAUGAGUAUCUUAAUGAUACAAUUAUUCGCGUACAGUUACGUGAGUAAUUACUUGCAGUACCAAAUGAACGGGGUUGGAUACUCUUCGUACUGCUGCAGCUGGUACAACCUUCCCAGAAAUGCGGCAAAGGAUAUUGUUUUUGUGAUACUAAAAGCUCAGAAUCCGGUUCAUCUGAAGGCUGGGAACUUCGUAGCCGUCAAUCUGGAGACUUUCACGAGUAUUCUAAAAGCUUCGAUGUCCUGUCUCUCGGUACUUCGCAUAAUAAAAGAAGACAAUUUAAACAACAGAUACUUUCUUGAUCUGUUGCAGCAUUUUGCAAAAAUGAAGACAACGAAGAACGAGGACUAUACUUACGCGAUGAAACCGCUAAAAAUUCUAUCAUGGACUAUGGGCGUUUGGCCUCUGGAAGUUUACAAUGCUUUUACGUUUAUACGUUUCAUCUUUGCAAUCGGGAUUUUGUUAUUAAUGAUCCUGAUUCUGAGCGUAGAAGUGUAUUUAGACGGGAGCGAUGCCGAGGCGAAUUUGGAUAUUUUAUUGCUGACCAGCUGUGGUUUCUUAGCGAUAUCGAAAAUAGCGUGUUUCCGAAUAUACUGGGCAGAAUUGUUCUUUAAUUUCACCUCGGCUCAGAAGGAUUACGACGAGCUCGACGACGAAGAGAAACGAACGAUCGUGCGACGACACGCUUACUUGGGCAGAGUAGCCUUAGCUUCUUUAAUAUUAUCUUCGAAUUUCGGGGCAACUUUCAUCACCAUUUUACCCAUCAUACUGAAAACCGAGGAGGAAAGAAACGUGACUACGGAAGAGACAGUAAAAUACCCUAUUCCUUCGGCACAUGUUAUAGAACUAGUCAAGUUUCCAAAGAAUCUGCAAAUGAUCACUUUCAUUACGGAAUACAUGAUGUUGGUGAUGACCAGCAUGGGAAACCUUGGCAGCGAUGGAUUUUUCUUUGGUAUCGUGUUUCACCUGUGCGGUCAAGCGGAGGUGUUGAAAAUGGAAUUUAGCAGAAUCGUUGAUGAAAACGGAAAAACUGUGGAGAAUUUUCACCUGUUACUAAAGAGGCACAUCUAUUUAUUGAAACUGGGAGAGAUGCUAAGCGACACUAUCAGCGUGGUCUUGGCCAUACAACUGUCAACUAGUUGCAUACUUAUUUGCACAUGCGGAUUUCAGUUUCUACUCGCUUUACAAGCUGAAAAUAUCAUAUUGUCAGCGAAAACAUUAUUCGUGUUAAACGCCUUGAUGGUACAACUGUUCGCAUUUAGUUACGUGGGUGAUUACUUGAAGUGCCAAAUGGAUAGUAUCGGAUACGCUUUGUACAAGUGCGACUGGUACAUGCUUCCAUCGAACGUAGCUAAGAAUAUUACAUUCGUGAUCCUAAAAGCUCAGAAACCAGUGCAUCUGAAGGCCGGAAAGUUCUUCAUCGUCAAUCUGGAGGGUUUCAUGAGCAUUCUAAAGACUUCGAUGUCGUAUUUGUCGGUACUCCGGGUAAUGAUAAACACAUGAUUCUUCUGUGUUAGUUGUCGAGCAUGUGCUUUGGGCACUCGAGGUAAUUCAAUUAAUAGAAGUAUGUACGGUAAUGUAGUGAUUUAUGGAGCUACCAUGUAAAUGUAAUAAAGUAUCACCGCGAAUCGUGGAUUUUCUAAUCUACAAAGCAGUGUUAUGUCGUCACGAAGGCUAUGAAAUUAUAAUAGCGGUAUAAUAAGGCAGGCGUUAAAUAAACACGCGCAAUGCUGCUUCGCAUUUGCGAUGCGUUAUAGUUAAAUCGUUUGCAAACAGCGAUUGCAAGAUUCGCCUUCUCGAAAGCGGCAACAAGAAUAGCACGAUAUUGACCCAGUACCAGGGUCUCCGCGUUUUUGGAUACAUUUCAAAGGUCGAUCACGCGAGACCAGAAAUAUUUGUUCGACGAUGGAUCAAUGGAAAGAGAAAACAAAAAUCGACGUG
Osmia bicornis bicornis is the source of this 3798-nucleotide messenger RNA. RefSeq lists its product as uncharacterized. Gene Ontology annotation, cellular component: plasma membrane. Gene Ontology annotation, molecular function: odorant binding; olfactory receptor activity. The record is from RefSeq and is a predicted model, not a curated record. The transcript has 7 exons. Gene Ontology annotation, biological process: detection of chemical stimulus involved in sensory perception of smell; sensory perception of smell. Bases 892 to 3360 code for a protein of 822 amino acids. NCBI's taxonomy places the organism in Eukaryota, Metazoa, Arthropoda, Insecta, Hymenoptera, Megachilidae.